AUGAUGAAUAUUUUUAAAAAAAAGAAGCUUAUAUUAGACGAAGAUGAAGAGGAAAAUGAUUAUAACAAUGAAGACGUGAUAAAUGAUAAUAAUAAAAAAGAAGAAACGGAAGAAAAAAGUAAAAAAUCAGAAGAAGAAUCGAUAAAGGAGUCAGCACAAGAUAUAAAUAAUAGCUUAAUACAAAACAAAGAUAAAUUGAUUGACAAAGGUGAUGAUUCAGGUUUGGAAGAGGAUAAUUCCAAACCCUUGCCGGGAAACCCCGUCGAAGAGAAUAUCGAAUCAGACGGUGGAAAUAAGGUUGUGAAUAAUGAUAAAAACGGAAAAGAAAGCGAAAAUAAUAACGGUGAUAACGAUUCCAAAAAAAAAGUUAUAAAAAAAUUGAGAAAACUGAAAAAGAGUUCCAAUCCACAAAAUAGUGACGAAUCAGAUAUCCAAAAGGAGACAGAAAAACCAAUAAAAGCAUUUAAGUUUAACAAAAAAGAUUUUAUUUUAAAAAAUACUGACUCAAAAAAACAAACACUUGAUAAUGAAAAUCAUACAAUUGAUGAGAAUCAUAAGCUGGAUGAAGUAGACACACAGAAAGAACAAAAGAAAAUGAAAAACGAUAAAAAAAAUAAAAGAAUAAAAAAAGGAAAAGAAGAAAGAAAGGGGAAAGGUGAAAACACAGAGAAAGAAACUGAAGAAGAAAUGAAAAAUGAAAUAGAAGGAGAAAGCGAGGAAAAUGAUCUUUGGGAAAAUAACACACAAAGUGAAAAAGGCGAAACAAAUAGUAAUACAACAAAUGAAAAUGAUGAUUAUGAGGAAAAAAAGGAUAUAACCAAAAAAAAAAAAAAAAAAAAAAAUGAAGAUAAUGUCCCUAUAGAUGGUGCAGUAAAUGAAACGACAAGAAAAAACAAAAAAAUAAAAAAUUCAAAACUAAUGGAAGAUGUAAAAACGGAUGAAGAUAAAAUAAAAUUAAAAUCAAUUUAUAUAUCAUUUUUAAAAAAGGAAUAUAAUAUCGAAGAAUAUAUUUUUGAAAGUUUAAAGGUUAUAAUUCCUUUAAAUAAAAAGGACAUAUUUCUAUCUGAAAAUAACAUAAUUUUGGAUAAUAUGGAUAAAAAUGAUGUAAAAAAAAUGGAGCUUUUAUGGUUUGACAAAUUAACUAAAAACAAAAGAAGCAUAAUCAACUGCUUCGUUACACUAAGCAAGUUAGGAUCAUCCUAUAAAAAUAUAGAUGGGGAAGCUGGAAUAAAUGUUAAAACAGAUAGACUAAAAAAAGAUGAAGGAAAAAAAGACGAGGAAAAAGAAGGAAAAAAAGAAGAAGAAAAAGACGAGGAAAAAGAAGGAAAAAAAGAAGAAGAAAAAGAAGAAAAAGAAGAAAAAAAAGACGAAGAAAAAGAAGGAAAAACAGAAGAAGAAAAAAAAGUAGAUAACCCAAAUGAAAAUGAACCUUCCCAAGAUUCUGAAGAAAAAAAUUCUUCAGACCUUAAUAGCAUAUUCUACAAAAAGAAAGAUUUAAUAAUAAUAGAUAAUUUAGUGAAUUUAUGUAACCAACAAAUUAAAGCAGUAAAGGAAUAUGUGUCUUAUUUAAAAAAAAAUAUAUAUGAUAUACCAACUGUAGAGGAUAAUAAUGAGAAGAUAAAAGAAAUGAAUAUAUUAGAACCAAUAAAAAGAAGGGAGUUAUUUUUUUAUUUAAAUUUAUGCAUAUCUAUGAGAUAUGUACAAGAAGAUAUGCCAUGUGUUUAUAUUAUUCCCAAAUCAAUAAAUCCAGAUAUCAGAGGAUUUACUUUACAUCCUAUGUUUUACCAUAUUAAUAAAAAACUAAACGAACAAGAUCCAAAGAAAAAGGUGGAUAUGCUAGUAGACAAUCCAUGGGGAAAAUUAAAAUUAUUAAAAAUGGGAAAACGAAAUGUUAAACCAAAUAAUAGAAGUGUUGGUGGUAAUAAUAACAUUAACAGUUAUAGUAGUGUUAACGGAAAUGAAACAGAACAAAAAUCUUUGAAAAAAAAUGAAAAUAAUGACGAAGAUAAAUUUAUAGAUAAUCCUGAAUUAUCUGUUGCUGAAAAAAGAGAACUAGAAGAAGCAGAAAGAAAAAAAAAAGCUAUAGAAGAAAUGAAAAAAAAAAAGAGAGAAAAAGAUCACAAAAAAACAUUUAAUGUAUAUUCAUUAUUAGAAUCAGCUGCCCAAUACUUUGGAGAAGGACCAAAAUAUUCUAAUCCUAACAUUCAUAAAUUUCACAAAUCAAAUAAUAAUGAUUUAGUAUAUAUAAAACCACCAACUAAUAUUGACGAAAAAAAUAUCUUAAUAAAUUAUUUUCUACAAUUUCCAAGUAUAAAUAAAAAAUUAGAAUAUAGUAAAAGAAGAGUAUAUGCAGAAAAUUAUGGACUUCUCAAAAUUAUUAAAAAUAAUGAUAAUCAUCCAAUCAAUUUUGAAUUAAACGUCCAACCAUGGUUACUGGAUCAAUACAAAGACAUGUGGAAUGUUCAAAAUGAGCUCAACAAAUUUCAAAUAUGGAAUAUGUCGAAUUUAGUAACUGAACAACGAAAGUUUGAGGACACCACCUUUUAUUUCACAAAGGAAGAAUUUACCAAUCAGCUUGACAGCAGCAAAAGUGUUUGUCUAGCAGGAAAGCCAGAAACAUAUUUCGAAGAAAAGGUAGCCAAAACAAACAACGUUAAAGGGGCUGAAGAAAAGGUAGCCAAAGCAAAUGACAUUAAAGGGGCUGAAGAAAAGGUAGCCAAAAUAAACGACAUUAAAGGGGCUGAAGAAAAGGUAGCCAAAAUAAACGACAUUAAAGGGGCUGAAGAAAAGGUAGCCAAAAUAAACGACAUUAAAGGGGGUGAAGAAAAAGUAGCCAAAAUAAACGACAUUAAAGGGGCUGAAGAAAAAGUAGCCAAAAUAAACGACAUUAAAGGAGCUGAAACAAGCGAAAUAAUCACUUCAAAUGGGACAAGGACGAGUUCUGUGGGAACUUUCGAUUUAAAGCAUGGCCCAAGCAAGGACUACGAAGAAAUGAAAAAAAACGAACAACAGUUAACCAAAAAAAUAAAAAAAAUAUGCUCCAAUGAAGACAUCAAACAAAUGAAAUUAACAAAUUUUUUAAGUAAAAAUAAAAUAAAUACUCAAAAUGUAAAAGUGGAAAAUAAAGCAGAAGAAAAAAUAAUUGAGGAAAAUAAGGAGCAAGACAAAGCGGAAAUUAACAGUGAAAAUGAAGAUAUCAAAUAUUUACAAAUACACACAAAAAAAAAAAAAAAAAUACUUGACGAUGACCAAAUUAUGGAACAAAUUAAUGAAAAUCCAAAUGAACAUAAAAGUGAAGCAAAGAAAGAUAACAUUAAUGAAAAUAAUCAAUCUUAUUAUAUAAACAAGAAUAAAGAUUCAUUUAAAAGCAAAAGAGACUAUCAAAAAGAUGACGAAAAAGACUUAGAUGCAGAAAUCCAUAAAACAAAGAACAAGAAAAAAAAAUUAAAUGAAUUUGAUGAAACUCAUGAUGAAGCUAACAAUAUUGAAGACAUUGUUGAAAGACAGAAAUAUUUGGAUGAAAAAAAAAAGAUGAAGCUUGAGAGAAUGAAAAACAUGUUUGAAAUGGAAGCAGAAGAAAGUGAAGAUGAAAAUAUAGAAGAUCCAGAAGAAAGAAGACGAGCACAGAUUCUAAAGAAGGAACAAUAUAACGAAGACGAUUUUGAGGAUGAUGAUCAGUACAACAAUGAAGGCCUUAACGAAUUCAUAAAUAAUGAAGAAUACAAUAGCGAUAAUGAAGUUAUAAAACUAAAAUAUCACGAAGAAAUGGAAAAAUUAGAAGAAGAUAUAUUUUUGAAAAAAUUUACAUAUCAAGGAAAAGAAUUUAAUAAAGAAUUAACAAAUAGAGAAAAACUAGAAUUAGAAAGAGAAAAACAAUUAUUAAAAAAAAAAAAACUUUUAAUAAAUUGUAGUUUAGGUGAUGUCAAAUUUAGUGAUUUUGAAUCUGAUAGUUCAGCUAGCAGUAGUAAAAGUGUCAAAAAAAAAAUUAAAAAUUCGUUGUAUGAACCAUUCAGAGAUAAUGAUGACAUUUUAAAAGCAAAUAAUAAUUAUAUGCAAAUUCCCUAUAAUCGAAGUGAAUUCCCAAAGGAAUAUGACAUUGCAGAUGAAGCCAAAAGGAAGCAAAUCCUUGAAAAAAUUGAUAACGUGAUAUACAGAAAAGAAGUAAAUACAGAUGAAGGGGAAAAAAUAAUAAUUAAAAAAAAACGAAAGAUAAGAUUUCACCAAGAAUUAUCAGACAUAACAGUGACCGAAGAAGAGGAAAAUGAAGAGUAUAAAAAAACGAAAAAAAAAAGCAAAAAAAUAAAUGCUAAUUUAGUUGAGAAUCCAACCAUUACACACAUUUCAAAUAAAAAUAUUAAUCAUAAUAAUAAAGCUUCCAUAAAGUGGAACAAUAAUGUAAAAGACGUUAGUGAAUUGAAUACACCAACCAAUGGUGAAGUUUUUAGUGGAUUUAGAAAGGUGCAGAAUAUUCAGUGA
Messenger RNA from Plasmodium yoelii, 4476 nucleotides. Its product is annotated as conserved Plasmodium protein, unknown function. Lineage: Eukaryota; Apicomplexa; Aconoidasida; Haemosporida; Plasmodiidae. The record is from RefSeq and is a predicted model, not a curated record. The transcript is spliced from 4 exons. Bases 1 to 4476 code for a protein of 1491 amino acids.